AUGCAGAAAAACUCAUGUGGAUAUUCGAAUCAAUGUCAAAGAUUCCUUUUGGCUCUAUCUAAGCAUUUAUUCAAUCACAUGUCGAAGCUUUCACUCUUCAAUGCAUUGCUCUUUACGUUGAGUGCCAUAUCAAAGAUCCUUGUCUGCUUCGCUCUGGCCCAUGCUGAAAAACUGGGAUACAAUUACCCAACGGGUAGACCGCUUAAUGGAUUUGGAAAUCGAUUUAAACACCGUGGAAACUCCAAUGCCACCCCAGCACCCACACCAGCUCCCACCCACUCCAACCAGGGAGUUGCCUCUGGGACUAACACUGGACUUGGUGGAUUCCCUGCCGAUGCAGUUAACGGAGACCAACAGUACCAAUCCCUAGCGCCCCAAUCAGAGUUCAACAAAGAGUUCUACUCGUAUACAGCACCCGAAGAUGCCUUUAUGGACAUUGAGGGAGCCGAACGUGCAGCAGCAGCUAUGCGUAAAAAUCUGCGCAUUGUAUUCAUACGGACACCGGAAAACAAUGCUCUCACCAAUGCAGCCUUGCAGUUGGCCAAACAAUCGGCCGAAUCUAAGACAGCCAUUUAUGUGCUCAGCAAGCAGACCGAUGUCUCCGAAUUGGCCAACAAAUUGCAAACAGCUCAGCAAGGCCUGUCUGAGAAGCCCGAGGUACACUUUGUCAAAUAUCGUACGCCAGAAGAUGCUGUGCGUGCUCAGCAAAUCAUUCAGCAAGAGUAUGAUAAUUUGGGUGGCACUUCACGCUACUCGAAUGAAGGCAUUGCUCCCGUAUUGGAUUUUGCCUCUAUAAAUGAGGGUCUCUUGGGACCCGUCAUACCUCAGGCAUCAGACAGUGAUCUUAUUGCACCACCUGCACCAACGAACAACGGAUAUUUGCCUCCUAAGAUAAGGCAUUAG
This is a messenger RNA of Stomoxys calcitrans (stable fly), 903 nucleotides long. RefSeq lists its product as uncharacterized. NCBI's taxonomy places the organism in Eukaryota, Metazoa, Arthropoda, Insecta, Diptera, Muscidae. The record is from RefSeq and is a predicted model, not a curated record. The transcript is spliced from 2 exons. The coding region runs from base 1 to 903 and encodes 300 amino acids.